AUGCCCCCCGUUACGACCACACUCGAGCUCUCCGCCUCUCUCCCAUACCGAAUCCCAUCUUCCUCUACAGUAGUAGAACCCCGCGCUACAAAUGCAAGUCUAGCACCUGCGACAGCCUUCAACUCGUCUCAGGAGCCAUCACCUCUGUCGCGGAUCAUUGCCAUUGGCAUCGGAUGCGUCGGUGCGCUCGUUGUCGCACUAGGUGUUGCGAUUGUCAUCUCUGCAUAUGUUCGCAAACAACGACGACAGCCCGUGUGGGAUAAUUUCAACGCUGGUGCGCAAAAGGGUGUCAUUGGCGAACCACGUUCGGCGACGACUGGCAAUGCCAAACCUGCACCUCGCCUCAAGCCACUUUCGUUUCUUCAAGGACGUGAGGGUCCCAAGGAGUGGGUCCCUGGAAAUGGCAAGUCGAAGCGCGGUAAUGUCCCUCGGUCGAGCAAGUCGCGAGUAUCCCUUCGCAAGUCUCUUCUGUCGGCGUUAUCCAGGAAGAGUACGAUGAUUCAUCGCUCGGGGACGAUCAAGUCCUCGUCUGUUGGCCAUGGAAAUGACGUUGGCGUCCGUGACUCGCCGUCGAUGGAACGACUCGACCCGGCCAGUGUAAACGAUCAUCACCAUGCUGCGAUGAACCUUGCUGCAUCUAGAAGACCGACACAGGCGACUGUCGAAAGCUUUGAGAUGACCCAGCGUCCGUUAUCCAUUCCCGUCUCGACCUCUCUGCUCAAUCUCCCAGUCCCGACUCAGACCCAGACACGGAAUGCCAGUGUCAUCUCGCUGAACGCGAAUGGUUUUAGAGCACCGGAUAUCGAACCACCGCGUCCCGUACAUGGUCCGAAUCCUAUUUCCCCUUCGGUGCCCUCGCCAUCAGUCUACAGCCAAUCCCAUGAAGGUGAUCCUGGAAGGGCAUCCCCGACGAGGAUUAUUGGCGUCUCCAAACGACCUUCGCUCGCACCUAUCGCUGACUCGUCCACUUUGCUUUCCACCUCACUAGCUGUUCCUCGCGCUGGCUCGCCCUCACGACAACCGUCGCAUACAACCACUCCAUCGUCCAACGUACAAUGGCGCACCGAUAUCUGGUCUCAGCCAUCGUCGCUGACCGCACCUACGACUACAACGACCGUCCCCCUUGGACAGACUCGACGACCUAGUGCAGCCAACGCACCAUCGUCGUUUGGACGAUACAGUCGAAUGGGAUCGACGGCGUCUGGUGAUGGCUCGACGGAGCUACCGUAUCGAGCAGAAGAUGCUCAACAUCACCUUGACCGCACGCCCGCCGUCUCGACUGCUCGUCGGCCGUCGAAUGCGUCCAUAUCUGGAUUCACGGCCAUGCGCAGACCGUCGAGUGCAUCGUACAAGAAUCAUCAAUGGAUUUGA
Messenger RNA from Serendipita indica DSM 11827, 1371 nucleotides. Lineage: Eukaryota; Fungi; Basidiomycota; Agaricomycetes; Sebacinales; Serendipitaceae. The record is from the annotation of a GenBank genome assembly.